Molecule: messenger RNA, 3600 nt
Organism: Bathycoccus prasinos
Lineage: Eukaryota; Viridiplantae; Chlorophyta; Mamiellophyceae; Mamiellales; Bathycoccaceae
Product: ATP-binding cassette superfamily
Exons: 1
Coding region: 1-3600 (1199 amino acids)
Cellular component (GO): membrane
Molecular function (GO): ATP binding; ABC-type transporter activity; ATP hydrolysis activity
Source: RefSeq, a predicted model, not a curated record
AUGAAUGCAUUCGUUUCGGGAGAUUCUUCAAUUCAAUUAUACUCAAAAGAAGACAUCAAGAAGCAAUGUUUCAACGCCAUGCGCGACUUUGAUCCACCGUGCAAAUUUCAGACGAUUUUAUACAGCGUAAACAGCUCGCAUCCGGAAAAUUGCGCGCAUUGCGUCGCGGAAAGGGGUAACUUUGGCGGGAGUGCUGACACGCGUUUUCGUAACAGAAUUAGUGGAAGUGGUCUCUCUGCUAGAGCUUUUGCGGGCGAAGACGACGAGGGCGAGAGUGACGACGAAGAAGACAAAUGCCCGCUCGGAUGGUCCGGUGUGGAUUGCUCCGUGUGCGAUGUGUCCAAUUCGUGUCCGUCUAUCGUGGUAAACGGGAAAAAACGGAACCCGAUUGGAUGCACGAAGGAUUGUUUUUUACCGACGACGGAGGAACUGUCGAUACCGAGGAGGACGAAAAAUUUGGACGCGGAUCAAAACCGAUUAGUUCCCGAGGCGAGCUUUGAAGCCGGGAAGGUUUUUUCGUGUCAAUGCGGAGGAGAUGCCAAGACGGAUCCGUAUUGUAUGUUUCAGAAGGAUCAGUCGUUUUUGUUUCACGUGGUCGCGGCGAGCGGAAUGAAGGAGAGGGAGGAGGAGGAGUUGAAAGUAGGGGUGUCGUCGUCUUUCGAAGAAGCGGCGAGAAUAGGAAUGAGGGCGAGUGAUAGUAUUGGAAGUGGAACGAAUAGUAACGGUGAUGACAGCCGAGAAGUUGAGAUCAACGUGCGCGCGUACGGUGGUAUGCCUACGCAAGAUAACGUUAAUUAUCCGGAGUGGAAAUACAAAUUCGCCUCUGCGGCGGUAUGGGACGCAAAUUUUACAAAGUGCACGUACAGCGUGGAGAAAUGCAGAGCACCGUAUCCGAGCGAUCACACGUGCGUGUUGUAUGAUUGUACGGCUGGGAAAACGGCGUGUCCUCCGUCCGAUGUCGAGAAGUGUCCUGGUAGAACCGCCAUGAAGUGUGGGACGAACGAAACGGACAACUCUACCGAUACGCUUUUUUGGCAACAUCCCUGCAACCCACUCGUGACACCGGUGAGUGAUCGCGGGAUGCAAUUUUGGUGCGAUAUUAAUGCGACAAAAACAAGCGACGGCAGUAACGUGUGUUAUUGGACGCAACCGGGAGUAAUUCCAACGCUGGCGGUAACUUGUAGGGUAGGUAAUUGCGUGUACGAAGAGCAGACGAUGGCGAAAGAAAAUUGGUGUUCGUUGGAGGAAACGGUGCCAGUAUAUUGGACGGGCGAUGCGUUGACGCGAGCGUUUAUGUUGUUGUUCGUGUCCGUAAUAAUAGCUGGGAUGGUGAUGUACGUCCUUUGGGAGCGGAAGCAAAGAUAUAACGAAGAAGACGAGGAAGAAUCGGACGUUGUUGUCCGAGAUGAAGAUUUGAACACAGAAGCGCUCUUGAAUGACUCCGCGGCGUAUUCCGACGACGGGUAUAGCUCUGUGAAUAAUGAGUCAUCAUCAUCGUCGUCGAGUAGUGAUGCGGAUGGCGAUGACGAUGUUAGCAACGACAACGAAAGUUUUGAAGAAGAGAACGGCGAGGAAAAGAAGACCAAGAAAAAUCUCGCGAGGAGGAAGAGGAGUAGACGAACGUCGUCGUUAUCGACGCAAAUACCACAAAGAUCGUCGAAAGAUAUGAUGGUACUUUCAUGGCGACAUCUUUUCGUCGACGCGAGCGUUAAAAACGAUAGGAAAAAAAGCACGAAACACAUUUUAAGGGACGUUUCUGGUAUGGCUGGUCCGGGAGGCGUGUUUGCCGUUUUGGGACCGAGCGGCGCGGGUAAAUCAACACUCAUCGACACACUCGCAGGACGCACGCCACCAGAUAGAAACGUUCGAGGCGCGAUAUAUUUAGACGGACAAGUUGCCUCAAACGUUGGUUUACGUGCUGCGAGCGCGUGCGUGACCCAAGACGACGUUUUACCAGGCACGAGUACAGUUUGGGAGCACUUGUUGUUCCACGCGACGCUUCGUAUGCCGAUCGGUACGUCUACGAACGCUCUCCGUCGUCGCGUUGGCCAAACCAUGCGCGACUUAGGCAUCGAGAAACUUGCAGACUCUCUGAUUGGCGACCAGUUUUCUCGCGGUCUGUCUGGUGGCGAGAAGCGUCGCGUCUCCAUCGCGACUGAGCUUCUCAUGUCUCCGGGCAUAAUGUUUCUGGACGAGCCUACGACUGGGUUGGACUCGACGAACGCGGCGAAGGUUGUUGACAUUUUGUCCAAACUCGGCUCUCGCCACGGCGUGACUGUUUUGUUGUCUAUUCACCAGCCUCGUCCGGACAUCUUUCGUUUGUUGGACCGCAUUUUGAUUCUUUCGAGCGUUGGAUCUGUUGUAUAUAGUGGCCCUUCAGUAUCAGCGAAAGGAUUCUUUGAGUCUUUGGCGUACGUACCGCCUCGACCGCGAGACGUGCACGUUGCAGACUUUAUAUUGGACGUUGUCAUCAAAUCAUCCAAAGAAACGACGUCGCGCGUGUGCAGAGACUUUGCGGUUUCAGACAUCUUCACGCUCAACGAAAACACGAUAGAAAUGCUCGCUAUUGAAGCGUCGUCGGAUGCAGUCGUGGGAAAUGACGACGCUGAUGACGAAGAACGAGGAAACAAAACAAAAGGUAGCGGUAGUGCUUGUUCCUCGGCAAAGAAAUGUCUCGCGCCGAUGAAGGUUCAGAUUCAGCAACUCCUCGCACGUUUGCGCAAAAACGCCACUCGGCACCCAUUUUUGAUUGCCACGCACUUCAUCGCGACGCUUUUCACAGCCAUUGCGCUCGGUGCAAUAUUCUAUCAGUGCGGUCGAGACACCGGCGGCGUGCAGAAUCGAAUGGGAUGUUGUUUCUUCAUCCUUCUAUUCCUUACGCUUAUGUCACUCUCCUCCCUCCCCGUGUGGAGAGAGGACGACUUAUUGUCCAGGCGCGAGAUUCUCGCCGGUGCGUACGGCGUGGAUGGUUAUUUCGUUAGUCAAAUCGCUUUCGAUGUGAUUGUCGUUCGGGCCAUUCCGCCUUUGUUCUUCUCUCUCGCCACGUAUUUCUGCGUCGGUUUACACUUGAAUUUUUUCUCGUUUGUAAACUUUACGUUCGUGUGCGUGUUGACAAACAUCACGGCUUCGGCGUUAUGUACUUGUGUGUCCAUCGCAACACCAUCCAAUGCGUCCGCAAAUGUCGUCGGUAUGCUGUUAUUGCUCGUGAACGUAGUGUGCGGCGGGUUUCUACUCAACGAGGAACAACCGCGAGCGAAAGCGGCGGACGGGAGUGGCAAUCGCCACAUCUUGGUUAAAAUCUUGACGAGAUUAAGCUUUAUUAACCACGGUUUUCAGUCUAUGAUGAUUGGCGAAUUCUUAGACGCGGGAACUUUUUAUUUUACGCCGAAACUGGUCGAAAGUGAUCCAUCCAAGAAAUCUUCUCCGUCGUCUGGCGGCGGCGACGUACGCGUUCCAGUUUCCGGUAAAGAAGUCUUGGAUUUCUUCUCCUUCGGGUCCACGAGAAGUGAGAUGCGAGUGCACGUGGUCGCAUUGGCCUCGUUAGCGUGCGCGUAUUUAGCCAUCGCGUACUUUUUGCUCAAGUUUAGAGUCAGGUAUUAG